Messenger RNA from Helobdella robusta, 612 nucleotides. RefSeq lists its product as hypothetical. Lineage: Eukaryota; Metazoa; Annelida; Clitellata; Rhynchobdellida; Glossiphoniidae. The record is from RefSeq and is a predicted model, not a curated record. The transcript has a single exon. Bases 1 to 612 code for a protein of 203 amino acids.
AUGGCUAUGCUCAUCUUGUUUUUCUGCAUAAUUUAUAAACAAACAUAUGCAUCAUACACAUCCCGCCAAAUUACACAACAUGAAAAACUGAAGAUAAUUUUUAACAGCGUCGCAAAAAUCACACCCCAUGGCUUUGAAUUGUUGAAUCGAUUAUUAACUGAUAACAAAAAUGACAUCAAUACAAUCAUCAACAACAUCAUCAACUCAAACAACAUCAACAAUUCAAACAACAUCAACAAACCAAACCAGAUCAACAAUUCAAACAACAUCAACAAACCAAACCAGAUCAACAAUUCAAACAACAUCAACAUUACAAACAACAUCAACAUUACAAACAACAUCAACAAUUCAAACAACACCAACAAUUCAAACAACAUCAACAAUUCAAACAACAUCAACAAACCAAACCAGAUCAACAAUUCAAACAACAUCAACAUUACAAACAACAUCAACAUUACAAACAACAUCAACAAUUCAAACAGCAUCAACAAUUCAAACAACAUCAACAAUUCAAACAACAUCAACAAACCAAACCAGAUCAACAAACCAAGCAACAUCAACAAUUCAAACAACAAAUCUAACACCUCAAAACAAAAACGCAGAAUUCUUUAA